AUGGGACAACCAGACUAUCAGACAAAGGACUUCAAGGUAGCGGACCUAAUGGUGUCAGGCACUGGAGAAUGGAACAUGGAGCUGAUCUCUAAACUCCUCCCCAAUGAAGCUCAAGACAUACUCAGUAUCAGGCCUAAUAAGUUGGGGGCUCAAGACUCUCUUAUCUGGCUACCCACGAAGAAUGGAGAAUAUUCCACCAAAACGGGAUAUUUCACGGCUUUAAAACGCAUGGAGACAUAUGAAAACGCCCCACUAGUACCUCAACCUUGCAACUGGAUGAAGGAUAUAUGGCUCCUACCAUUGCCACCGAAGAUCCGAGUCUUUUUAUGGAAGAUUGUUAGAGGCGCACUGCCAUUAGGCGACAACCUGGAGACACGAGGCAUAACCACAACCACCAACUGUGUUUUCUGCGGUUUGAAAGAAACAGUAAACCACAUGUUCUUAGCCUGCAAUUUUGCGACAGAAGUAUGGUCACUUGCUCCUAUCCAUUGCGGUGAUAACCUUGCCAACGCACGAGACUUCACGGCGGCCCUGCAAGCAUCAAAAGCGUCACCAAACCUCCCACCAAGAGGAAUGGUAAAAGGCUCUCUGUUCCCUUGGAUUGUUUGGACAAUAUGGAAAACAAGGAACCAAAGAGUUUUCGAGAACAUACAUUUCUCCACAGUUGAGGUUAUCCAUAAAGCAGUUAUUGAGGCACGCGAAUGGGAAGAGGCUCAAGCAGACACGAUCACAGUCAACACUGAUGCUGCUUGGAGAGAGGAAACAAAGACAGCAGGCCUUGCCUGGAUAUUCACGGACAGCAACGGGCAGAUACUACAGCAGGGGGCCAUGACAGAGGAAUGGGUCAUAUCGCCACUAGUUGCCGAAGGACUAGCCAUCAGGGAAGCCUUGUUCCAAGCUCACGCCAUUGGGAUCAACAAACUUGACAUUAAGUCGGACGCUCAGAUCAUCAUCAGAGCCAUCAACGGGAGAGAAUCUAUCAAGGGACGUUUUGGAAUUCUUCAGGAUAUCCACAAUUUAACUUGUUGUCUCUCUGUUAUCUCCUUUUCACAUAUUCCUAGAUCGAACAACAAUGCAGCUGACUCUCUUGCAAAGAGAGCACUAGCAUCUCUGUAUUCUGCUACAUGA
Molecule: messenger RNA, 1128 nt
Organism: Brassica rapa (field mustard)
Lineage: Eukaryota; Viridiplantae; Streptophyta; Magnoliopsida; Brassicales; Brassicaceae
Molecular function (GO): nucleic acid binding; RNA-DNA hybrid ribonuclease activity
Source: RefSeq, a predicted model, not a curated record